ACAACAAUCAUGAUUCAUAAUUUUAUAAACUAAAACAUGUAUGGUAGCGGAUUAUUUUUUGAUAGAAAUGGUCCUUUGAGAAAGGCUUUUCAAAGCUUUGGUCGUGAGUAAGUAUGCGUUGUAUAAAAACGCGUAAACUGCUCGCCCUGCUUAUAGCAGCAUGGCUUGUUGGUGUAGUCUAUUUUCUUUCUGGAAUGAAAAGCCUACAAGUGCUAUCUACCCACGACAACGACGACUUACUUGAUGAAUAUGAUAGGUUGUUGAAUGAAGAAGAAUCUCGCGAGAGGAGCACGGAAGCUACCGUAAAGGUUAUAGAUUUCCAAGUCAAACCAAAGCCAGGCGUACCCAAAGAUGUCAGAACCAUAGAGAACUUUGAUGCUGAAGGAUAUCUCGCUGGGGGUAGGCUAAAAGAAGGAGAGGAUGCUUAUGCCAAUAAUGCCUAUAAUCAAAAAGCAAGCGAAGAAGCUGCAUUUAAUCGCAAUGUACCAGAUGUACGACAUGAACAAUGUCAAUCCAAGGCUUGGCCCAUAGAUUUGCCAAGCACAAGUGUCAUAAUAUGUUUUCAUAAUGAAGGAAGAGCAGCAUUACUACGAACUGUUGUCAGUGUGCUACGUCAAACUCCUGAUCACUUGCUAUCAGAUAUAAUAUUGGUGGAUGAUAACAGUAAAGACUCAAACGACGGAAAGCUACUUGAAAAACUUCCAAAAGUGAAAACAAUAAGAAAUGAAAGAAGAGAAGGUUUGAUACGUAGUCGAGUGAAGGGAGCAGACAUCGCCCAAGGAGAGGUGUUGACAUUUUUAGAUAGCCACUGUGAAUGCAAUAAAGAUUGGAUGGAACCUUUAUUGUUGCAAAUUAAAGAGCAUCCUAAAACUUUAGUAUCGCCCAUCAUCGACGUCGUUAACAUGGAUAAUUUUCAAUAUCUUGCAUCUUCUCCUGAUUUACGUGGAGGAUUUAGUUGGAACAUGAACUUCAAAUGGGAUUAUCUUCCACAAGAUGUUUUAGCUGAACGACGAAAUACGCCAAUUGCACCUAUAAAGACGCCUGUUAUUGCUGGUGGCCUCUUCUCCAUUUCCAAAAAAUGGUUCUCUGAUAUCGGACAAUACGAUCUUGAUAUGGACGUUUGGGGAGGAGAAAACCUGGAAAUCUCAUUCCGCGUUUGGUUAUGCGGCGGGAAAAUGGAAAUAUUGCCUUGUUCUAGAGUUGGACAUGUUUUCAGAAAUCGACAUCCUUACGACUUUCCUGGUGGAAGUAUGAAUGUCUUUCAAAAAAAUAGCAGGAGAGCUGCUGAAGUGUGGAUGGAUAAUUAUAAAAGAUAUUACUACGCUUCCGUGCCUUACGCAAAAAAUAUUCCUUUUGGAGACAUUCGAGGACGUAUUGAUUUGAAAAUGCGACUUGGAUGCAAACCUUUCAGUUGGUACGUUAAGAAUGUUUAUCCCGAAUUAAAACUACCUAAAGAAGAGGACGUGCAAGCAUUUGGUGAUAUUAAACAGGGUUCGAACUGCGUGGAUACGUUAGGGCACAACACUGUGGGGGGAAGUGUUGGUCUGUUUAAAUGCCACGAUUCAGGUGGUAACCAGGAUUGGAUGUUUACGAAACAUGGUCAACUUAAACACGACGGAUUGUGUUUAGCUGUGAAGAUAGGUCGAGUGAACGAGGUUGUUCGAUUUCAACCUUGCUUGGAAAAGCAUCCUAAUCAGCAUUGGGUUUCGACGAUGGACAAACAACUUCGGUUUAAAGGUUCGAACUUCUGUCUGGAUAGCCGUGACCAUCGUGAUAAGGGAGUAACAAUAUCAAAAUGUGACUCCAGUAGUAAUACUCAGAUUUGGAAUUUUGGCGUUCAGUUAUAACUUGCCCGGAUGCAGAUCUCUUAUCUUGGCGUAAUGGUUUUACUGCCUGAAUAAAGCAUUAAAACGUAUCCUUGACUUGACUCAGUGUUGAAUUUCAAAUUUGAAAUGUUUUUUAAUUGGUAAUUAUAAAUAUAUGGCACUCUAAAAUGCAACGAGCCAACGACGUCGUGUUUUAGACAGGGCAUCGAGAAAGAAACUGCAUCCCACUUUACCCACCCCCCGUCUUUCAAUGAUAGAAAAAGACACGUGGUCUGGCGUAUACCAAUAAACUGAAUGGAGUGUUUUCAUGUGACGUCAAAGCGGCCAUGUUGGAGAGUUACAUCAAAUUGCCGAUGCUCAACAGAGCAUGAAAUCAACAGAAAUUCUUUUCACCAUAUGGUAUUUCCCCCCAACAUGGCGACUGACGAAAACAAUCUAUAGAGAAAUUAUCAAAGCACGUAUCGUGUAGUAAAAUUUGUACAUAGUUAGGAAUGCUUUUUGAAAGGAAAUUCAUUAGAUUAAACAGUAGUAAAA
Molecule: messenger RNA, 2360 nt
Organism: Xenia sp. Carnegie-2017
Lineage: Eukaryota; Metazoa; Cnidaria; Anthozoa; Malacalcyonacea; Xeniidae
Product: polypeptide N-acetylgalactosaminyltransferase 2-like
Exons: 15
Coding region: 114-1847 (577 amino acids)
Cellular component (GO): Golgi apparatus
Source: RefSeq, a predicted model, not a curated record